Messenger RNA from Trichomycterus rosablanca, 4056 nucleotides. Its product is annotated as glutamine--fructose-6-phosphate aminotransferase [isomerizing] 1. The transcript has 19 exons. Gene Ontology annotation, molecular function: carbohydrate derivative binding; L-glutamine:D-fructose-6-phosphate transaminase (isomerizing) activity. Gene Ontology annotation, biological process: UDP-N-acetylglucosamine metabolic process; fructose 6-phosphate metabolic process; carbohydrate derivative biosynthetic process. NCBI's taxonomy places the organism in Eukaryota, Metazoa, Chordata, Actinopteri, Siluriformes, Trichomycteridae. The record is from RefSeq and is a predicted model, not a curated record. Bases 66 to 2114 code for a protein of 682 amino acids.
GACUUUGUGUGCCACUGAUUCAGUCGCAGGAGGAAACUAAACAGUAGUUUGACAGUACCGGAGACAUGUGUGGAAUAUUUGCGUAUCUGAACUAUCACGUCCCUCGCACUCGGCGUGAGAUCCUCGAGAUCCUGCUGAAAGGCCUCCAGCGGCUGGAGUACCGUGGCUAUGACUCGGCAGGAGUGGGCAUCGAUGGAGGAAACACUAAAGACUGGGAGAACAAUGCCAAGAAUAUUCAGCUGAUCAAACAGAGAGGAAAAGUCAAGGUUCUGGAUGAGGAGAUCCACAAGCAGCAGGACAUUGAUUUGGAAGCUGAGUUUGAUGUGCACUGUGGUAUCGCACACACCCGAUGGGCGACACACGGUGUUCCCAGUGCUGUCAACAGCCACCCACAGAGAUCUGAUAAACACAACGAGUUCAUUGUCAUUCAUAAUGGAAUUAUUACCAACUACAAAGACCUGAGGAAAUUCUUGGAGAGUAAAGGCUAUGAAUUUGAAUCAGAAACAGACACUGAGAGCAUCGCUAAGCUGGUAAAGUACAUGUAUGACAACCGAGAGAAUGACGAGGUCAGUUUCGCCACACUUGUUGAACAGGUCACCCAGCAACUGGAGGGAGCUUUCGCCUUGGUGUUUAAGAGUGUACACUUUCCAGGAGAGGCUGUAGGAACAAGGAGAGGAAGUCCGUUACUGAUGGGUGUAAAGAGUGACCACAAACUUUCAGCCGAUCACAUUCCCAUCCUGUACCGCUCCGCUACUAAAGACAAGAAGAGCUGUGGUACUCUUCCCAGACUGGAUCAGGACACCUGCCUGUUUCCUGUAGAUGAGAAAGCUGUUGAGUACUACUUUGCCUCUGAUGCCAGUGCUGUAAUCGAGCAUACAAACCGAGUAAUCUUCCUGGAAGACGAUGACAUUGCUGCCGUGUCAGAGGGCCGUCUGUCCAUCCACCGGAUCAAACGGACAGCAGCGGAUCGUCCUGCUCGUGCUAUCCAGACCUUGCAGAUGGAGCUGCAGCAGAUUAUGAAAGGUAAUUUCAGCUCUUUCAUGCAGAAGGAGAUCUUCGAGCAGCCCGAGUCUGUGGUUAACACCAUGAGAGGCAGAGUAAACUUCGAUGACAACACAGUCAUUUUGGGAGGGCUGAAGGAUCACAUCAAGGAGAUUCAGAGGUGUAGAAGGCUCAUCCUCAUUGCCUGUGGUACCAGCUAUCACGCAGGCGUGGCUACUCGUCAGCUGCUGGAGGAGCUGACUGAACUGCCCGUCAUGGUGGAACUGGCCAGUGACUUCCUCGACCGCAACACUCCCGUCUUCCGUGACGAUGUGUGUUUCUUUAUCAGCCAGUCAGGCGAGACAGCAGACAGCCUGAUGGCACUACGGUAUUGUAAGGAGCGAGGUGCCCUCACUGUGGGCAUCACCAACACGGUGGGCAGCUCCAUCUCCCGUGAGACUGACUGCGGUGUCCACAUCAAUGCUGGGCCUGAAAUCGGAGUGGCCAGCACAAAGGCGUACACCAGUCAGUUCGUGGCGCUCAUCAUGUUCGCCCUGCUCAUGUGCUCCGACAGAAUCUCCAUGCAGCCCAGGAGAAGAGAGAUCAUCCAGGCUCUCCGAGUACUGCCAGAUCUAAUUAAGGAGGUCCUGAGUUUGGACGAGGAGAUCCAGAAGCUGGCUGUUGAGCUCUACCAACAGAAAAGUGUGCUCAUAAUGGGCAGAGGCUACCACUACGCCACAUGCCUGGAGGGGGCUCUGAAAAUAAAGGAGAUCACGUACAUGCACUCGGAGGGCAUCCUGGCUGGAGAGCUGAAGCACGGCCCUCUGGCUCUGGUGGAUAAACUGAUGCCUGUAAUUAUGAUCAUCAUGAGAGAUCACACAUAUAUCAAGUGCCAGAAUGCCCUGCAGCAAGUGGUGGCACGACAGGGUCGUCCCAUUGUGAUCUGCGAUAAGGACGAUUAUGAGACCAUAAAGAACUCGAGUCGCAACAUCAAAGUGCCGCACUGUGUGGACUGUCUGCAGGGAAUCCUCAGCGUCAUCCCUCUGCAGCUGCUCUCCUUUCACCUGGCUGUCCUCAGAGGAUAUGAUGUGGAUUGUCCAAGAAACUUGGCCAAAUCAGUCACGGUGGAGUGAAGCCUUCAUGUUUCAGCCUCUUCCAGAGUGUGAAGUACGGGGAGUGAAAUACAAUCGCACACACACUUAGUUCAUACAGGUCUUCUAGUAGUCUUUUAUUCUUGACCUAUUCUGAACCUCUCGUUAAAGAGUAGCACUGUUUAUUGUAUCGUCCUUUAUGUUUGUGGUGGCAGGGUAUGUAUGGGCUGCUUUGUGCUUGAUUACCUGGAUAGUUCAUCUCGCUAUGUACCCAUGUGAAGUACAUGACUGAGAUCAUACAUGUUCAGUCAGGAACAUGACAUGCUUUUGAUCAAUUGAAAAUGAAGGCAUGUUGGCACAACUACACAUUGAAGACUAAAAGUUCCUUGAUGUUGCUUUUUUACAUCCAUUCUAGUUGAAUAACAAAAUCAAAAUUGUUAGUUCAUUUCUGUGACUUGUUAUAUCAAUAUCUGGAUAUUCCUGCUCACUGUAGUGUCCCUUUACUUACUGUAAAAUUGUAAUAAGGCAUUUGGAAUAUGGAACAGCAGCAAGUGUAGCCAAAAUAUUACUCAAAUAAUCACUGCUUUAAAACAGAAGAGAAAAACAUAGCAACUCGGUGUGGUGCGUUUUCCCACUGAAUGCUCCCUUCAGCCAUAAACAUUUAUCUUCCUUAAAAAGUCACUGACAUUUCCUUUAAAUAGGGAAUAUUUGACUCUUUUACUGUUUUUCAUUUGAGCAAAAGUGAAUGUAAACAAUGUAAACAAUGUAAACUUGAGAUAAAAAGAAGUAUAUUCAUGUUUAUAAUUUCCAGCUGCACCCAGUAAACACGUCUUUUUAAUUAUUACUUCCUGACAAUCUAAAACAUCUUGUUUUGUGUUUAAAUACUAUUUUUAACAUUGUGGAUAUUGGAAUAACCAGUAAGUCUAAAUAACUGUGCGAAGAUAAUGAAGUAAUGAAGAUAAUAAACCAUGUUUAACAGGGCAGUGUUAGCUCAGCAGUUAAGGUUCUGGAUUAUUGAUUGUUAGGUUGCAAAUUGUCACUGAGGCCCCUGAACAAGACCCAUAACCUUCACUUGCUUUCAUUGUAUUCAGUCAAAGUUGUAAGUUGCUUUGAAUGAAAGCUUCUGCUAAUGAAUUUGAGGUAAACCUCUUUACCAUGUUUAACCAAGACAAUAUUUUUGUUGUUUCUGUCUAUUUACAUAUAUUGUGUGGUAAUGAACGUUGCUCUUUCAAACAAGUCUUAAGUUUACAGUGUGACUCCCGAGCCCAGAAUCACCAAAAACAUGAAGGUUUUUUGUUUUGUUUUUAACUAAUUACACUUUACACGUAGUGACUACAUACUGUGCCACCUUUCAAAUUUUUGAAUGUUACCAUGGGACCAUGUGCUUAAUAUUUGUCUUUUUUAUUAUGUGUGCGUUUUCUAUUCUAUUGUUACUGGGUACAGAACAGUUACGUUAUUAUUGUAAUGCUUAUAUCUCAUAAUAGCCACAAUCUCAUGUCUUUAUUCUAUGUAAAUGAUUAUAUAUUGCUUGAUUUCUUUACCUUACCUGUCUGCUUAUAUGUAACCAAAGUCGUUUCAUCCUCAGAUUUUUGGAUUUUGAUUGUUUCAAUUGAUUAGUUUUUUUUUUGUUAUUAUUAUAUGGGUCAUGUUGCUGGUUUAGAUGAAGAUAAAUGCACUUUGCUCCUUUUUGGACUUUUCAGGUCCAUAUUAGUACAAAACAUUUUGUCUUUAUUGAUUGCCGUGUCUGUACCCUCACGAUUUAUCAGUCAGUGUCGCUCAUGUGCAAAAGCAGCUUUUGAGCGACACUCACUACAGAUGUAAAGCACUGUGAUGAUGCUCUACAUUUUGGACCUUACAUCAUAUGUUAUCGUUAAUAAAUGCUGCUGAGCCUUUAUUAGGAGUUUCCAAUUUGUGUGACUGAUCUGUCUCAAACCAUGGGGUUUUACUUACCAUAGUAGUUGCAAUAAAAAGCUUCGUCUUUCUC